Messenger RNA from Talaromyces amestolkiae, 3675 nucleotides. RefSeq lists its product as uncharacterized. The transcript is spliced from 4 exons. Gene Ontology annotation, cellular component: plasma membrane. NCBI's taxonomy places the organism in Eukaryota, Fungi, Ascomycota, Eurotiomycetes, Eurotiales, Trichocomaceae. The coding region runs from base 1 to 3675 and encodes 1224 amino acids. The record is from RefSeq and is a predicted model, not a curated record. Gene Ontology annotation, molecular function: protein binding; guanyl-nucleotide exchange factor activity. Gene Ontology annotation, biological process: positive regulation of GTPase activity; Ras protein signal transduction.
AUGUACCAAGGUGGAGUGGCAGAGCCCUUGGCUUUGGACGCUCACCCCGGAUUCGCUUUCAAAAAAACUGCUGCGUAUGCUGCCACCUUUCGCUACGAGACCGACGAAGAGCGUCCAGACAUGGCAACCCAUUCCCCUCUUCGCACCAGUGGUGGUCGCCAACGUAGUCACUCGAUCCAAAAAGACAUGUCCCAGGCCUCUCCGCAGCGCCAGACCUCCCCCAUCAAACUAGCAGCAGAACCGCUCCCCGCACUCUACGUGAAAGCGCUGUAUGACUACAAUGCCGACGAUCGCGCCAGCCUUAGUUUUCGCCAAGGCGAUGUUAUCCAGGUCCUCAACCGACUCGAGACGGGAUGGUGGGACGGCGUCAUCGGCAAUGUUCGGGGCUGGUUUCCCAGCAACUACUGUACUAUAAUUACCAACCCAGACGAAAUAGAGCAUUACGCCUCCCAUCGAAUGAUGAUGAUGAUGGCUGACCCCGGCGAUGCCAGCGCAGAGUCAGGUGCCGAAGACGAAUAUGAGGAUGACCAAGAGGACGAGUUCGACCUAGAGCACCAUUCCCGCGAUUCGCAACCCAUCCUGCCUAUUGAAGGUGUGCCUCCAAUGGACCAGGAAGAAGCCGCAUAUUGGGUGCCACAAGCCACCGCAGACGGUCGCUUGUUUUAUUUCAACACUUUAACCGGAACGAGUACUAUGGAGCUACCAUUGGAGAACCCGUUGUUGGCAAACGAGACUGGCCCACGCGAUCGUAAUAAUUUCUUCGUCCCAGACCAGACCCGCCCGCCACCAGAAAUGAUGGCUCGUGGUGUCGAGCACGAAGAUGAUUACGACGGUUCUGGCUCAGAAGGCGAAGGCGAAUCAUUGAUGCUGGCUUCUCGCGAUUCGAUCUCCCGAAGACGUCGAUCACUGGCAGAUGAUGUCUCACCUGCCACCUCCAUGGAUUCUCUGAAUCCAUCACCUGUCACCAAAUCUUCUCAACAUACUACAACACACUCUGGCCAAGGUUCAUACCUUCACUCUAAAGACUCGAUAUCGACAUCUAUCGCUACGUCUAAUGGAUCUUCAAUACCCCGACACUUCGUGGAUGACACACCUGGCUCUCGAAUUGGCUGGGCUGACUUGCUCGAGAACAUGCGUCAUGCCAUCGACGCUUACCGACAAGUUGUUAGAAACGGCGACCGCAACGAAUACGUCCGAAAAGCAGAGGAUAUUUCAGACCAUCUUCGCAUGCUGCUUGCUGCAGGUUCAGACACUACAGACAACCACUCCGGAAGCCCUUCAAUUAUUUCACCAAAUCGUCUCCUGUACCCACACUUCCGAGACAUGAUGUCGAAAUUUUCCAAAUUGGUUCUAUCUUCACACAUUGCCGCUGCAGAUUGGACGAGUCCUGAUUCAGCCACGAAAUGUUUGCAAGAGGCAGAUGGCGUCUGGCAGGGAGUUUCCGGAUAUGUUCAGGUCGCUAGCCAACAGCGCGGUGACAACGUCAACCGUAUCGUCCCCGGAUUCGUCCUUAACAGUUCCACAGGUGGCCACUGGCAGAAUAAUGGUAUUCGAACUGGUGAAUCAGGUGCCACCUCUUUUCUGGAUCCAGAUGGUCAGGAUUCCAGCCAGGAACCUUCCGUUCCGCUGGAUGCUGCGUUGGUUGAUCAGAUUGACUCUAUGAGAAAGGCCAUCGUACUCAGCAUUAGAAAGAUUGACGAACAUCUAAAAAUGGAACAGAAGACCAUUACCCCUCGACAACAUCAAGCGUUGAGCGACGCUAUCUGCUUAGCUGCCCUGAGCGUUGUCGAGAAGUACAGACCCUGGAUCGCCACGAUCGAAUCGAUUAAUCUAGCUCCAUUUGGUACAAGUCUACAAAACCCACAACUAGUCGAUUUUGGUCUGCAAAAACAGAGGGUGUAUGAAACUAUGGCCGACCUCGUACUCAGCUGUCAAGCCGUUUCGGCUCCGCUUGGUGACGAGUGGGCCGAACUACGCAGAGAUCCUAUUGAGGAUCGUCUCAACAACGUGCGAAUUGUCGCACGCCAGUUAGAAGGCACCAUUUCGCAAAUAGGAUUCUCCUUGUCACUUCUCCAAGAGCAGGUCCCGCAGGAUGCCAAUGGCCAGACCCAUUUCAUUGAUGAUAAUGAGGCCGGCGCUGCGCCAAAUCGCGAACCAGGCAGACGACGGGGUACUACUUCCUCAGUGUCGGCCGUGCCAAUAGCAGCCCUCACUAUUGAUGACGACGACACACAAGUGCGCCGAAAUAUGAACAAAGCACAGCGAUUCUUUGGUCAGGCUCCUCCUUCCACAAUCACGAGAGAACCUCUUCGCGAACCAGUUUCAUUACCAGAGGAGAAUCCUUGGUUCUUGAACUUUGAUCAAGAAGGCGAGGUUUUCUAUGAUAACAAGGCCGAUGUCCCCACACUCAAAUGCGGUACGCUGGAGGGUUUGGUUGCUCAAUUGMCCCGCCACGACAAGCUAGAUGCCUCUUUCAAUAAUACUUUCUUGCUGACGUAUCGCUCUUUUACCACUGCUGCCGAGCUUUUCGACAAGCUCGUGCAAAGAUUCAGCAUUCAACCACCUUAUGGGUUAACCCCUGAUGAAUUGCGAAUGUGGAUUGACCGCAAGCAAAAGCCGAUCCGAUUCCGAGUAGUCAACAUUCUCAAGACGUGGUUCGAAAAUUACUGGAUGGAAACGAAUGAUGAGGCAAACAUGCAACUUCUUCGCGACGUGCACGCUUUCACACAAGAUUCGAUUGCCACCACCAAAACUCCAGGAUCACCACAAUUGUUGAGUGUUAUUGAACAGCGAUUGCGCGGUCAAGAUACUACAGUCAAGAAGCUUGUUCCUACGCAGAAUAUGGCCACGCCGACACCUAUUGUCCCGAAGAAUAUGAAGAAACUCAGAUUCCUUGACAUUGAUGCGACUGAAUUUGCCAGACAACUCACGAUAAUUGAAUCGAGGUUGUAUGGUAAGAUUCGAGCAACCGAAUGUUUGAACAAGACAUGGCAGAAGAAGAUUGGUCCUGGGGAGAGUGAGCCGGCUGCGAACGUCAAGGCUCUGAUCCUGCACUCUAACCAACUUACCAAUUGGGUUGCUGAAAUGAUUCUAACUCAAGGCGACGUCAAAAAGCGCGUUGUCGUCAUCAAGCACUUCGUCAAUGUGGCAGAUAAAUGUCGCGCUCUUAACAAUUACUCUACGCUUACGUCUAUCAUUUCAGCACUGGGAACUGCCCCGAUUCAUCGUUUAUCCCGAACAUGGGCUCAAGUUAGCGGUCGAACUUCGACUGUCCUUGAACAAAUGCGCAGGCUUAUGGCCAGUACGAAGAACUUUGGUGAAUACAGGGAAACGCUACAUGCGGCAAAUCCGCCAUGUAUUCCAUUCUUUGGUGUAUACUUGACCGAUUUAACUUUUAUCGAGGACGGUAUUCCAUCACACACGCCAUCCGAUCUCAUCAAUUUCAACAAACGAGCCAAAACCGCCGAGGUGAUACGCGAUAUCCAGCAAUACCAGAAUGUGCCUUACCAAUUGCAGGCCGUUCCUGAGCUGCAAGAUUACAUUUUAAGUAACAUGCAAGCGGCAGGCGACGUUCACGAAAUGUAUGAGCGCAGUCUGGAAGUGGAGCCCAGAGAACGAGAAGACGAAAAGAUUGCAAGACUGCUCCGGCCCGCGUUCUUGUUGGAACUCCGGUAA